Molecule: messenger RNA, 5794 nt
Organism: Neoarius graeffei (lesser salmon catfish)
Lineage: Eukaryota; Metazoa; Chordata; Actinopteri; Siluriformes; Ariidae
Gene: tmem54a
Product: transmembrane protein 54a
Exons: 6
Coding region: 140-838 (232 amino acids)
Source: RefSeq, a predicted model, not a curated record
GCGGUCAGGUGCAGGGUGUGGCUCUGGGCGGUGGAGAACAAAGGAAUAGGGCGGAUUUCUGGAGCAUAAAUCAUCAAAUAUGGACAUUUUAGACGUUUGAAGAUGACCUAAAAUAAAAAGCAGUCGAAUUAUCGGCAGUAUGGGUAUGUGUUGUCGGAGCCUGAAGGACGCCAAGGUCCUGAUGAAGAUGGGUUUGGGCCUGGUCCUGGUGGGUCACUUGAACUUCCUACUGGGGGCGCUGGUGCACGGUACCGUGCUGCGCGACGUCAAAGUGAGCAGGCACACCUCCACCAUAGAGUACGCCAUCUCCAACAUCAUCGCCCUCGUCGCCGGCCUCACGGCGGUCAUCAGUGGGAUUGUAGCCAUCACGCUGUCUAAAAACAUGAAGAACCUGCCCUUGAAAUGGCUGCUGUUGGUGGUGAGCAUCAUAACCUGCUUUUUCGGCAUGGCGUCCGCCAUCAGCGUCAUGGUCUCCCUGGUUACAGCCAUCCAUAACAACGGCUCGAGCCUGCUGAGGCAGUGCAAGCUCAACAGCACCGUCAACACCUACAGCGUCACCUACGAGUGUCCGUUCGACCCCACGCGCAUCUACCUUACGACUCUGACCCUGUGGGGGCUGCUCAUCAUGAUGUCUGUGACCGAGGUGGUAUUUUCGGCUCGCUGUUUGGCAGCCUGCACCAGCUUCCUGCGCCUCCCGUGCCCCUGGAGGAAGAGACUGAGAACCAGGGUGCGUAUCCGUGCGCCGAGGAACUCCGACCCUUCACCUCCCCAUUCUCCUCCAGAACAGCACGACCUUCUGAGCAGCGCCUCGCCCGCUGAGCAGAACAGCUGGCUGUGAGCACAAGCGCUGCUUCACCUUCACCCAGGUUCUGAGAUCAGCUGCCACUUCCUGCGUACGUGCGUUCGGGUUCACGAUCUCAGUCCAGCACUAUGAACUGCUUUUAUUUCAUUAUUUAGACCAAUCUGAAUUCAGCACCAGUUUGGGUCGUCCAAGUUGGUGUCCCUUUGGCUUGGGACAAAAAUCUCUACAAUUUGAGUGUUGGAGAACUGAAUGGAUAUUUUAAACCCCCCCCCCCAAAAAAAAAUAUGUUUAAGAAACGAAAUGGUUUUUAAACGUUGCAUAGCAUCACCAAGAUCAACUUGGGUGUCGAGGAACUCCAGGUUCUUCCAACCGACCUGCUCAAAUUCUAACUCGGUGGUUGUGCUUGACCCAAACGUCCUACACGUAUCUCCUCUGGUUUUACCCCAAAAACAAAGGAAAAAUAACACUAUGUAGUGCCUUUCACCAACUCGAACACUUUUUACACAGGAAUGAUGAACCAAAACCAAACAGAACCACAACUGUGACCAUGAAGGAAGGAUUGGUGCACAGCCCAACCCCACCCAGCCGGGACACUCGGGCCGUCUAACCAGAGUUCGCUUAAUAGUACGGUGAUGUGACCGAAGCCCUUCUGUUACUGACACUAAAUAAAUCUGCAUUCAUUCAUUGACUCGGUUUGUAGGUUUUCAGAAUCAGAACCGUUCUUCGGACACAUUUCCACAUUGCUGUGGUCAGUUAUGAUCCAAUCAGCAAACUCGACACGAUUCUGUCCCUUUACAUGUUCCGUCGUUUCAGUUUAGUCUCUUCUGGUUUCCUAAAUGAAUCUCCUUUAAUUUCAGUGGAACUUCCUUUACUGGUUUUGUGUGAUCCAGUGAGCAACAUUUUCCCAGUGUUCUCCAAUGAAAUCAGGCCAACGCAGUAAUGGGUUUUGAUUUGUCCGUCUCACAUGCCCCUUCUCGACCAACAGGGAAAGGGUUUGGUUCUUGUUCUUGCACCAAAUUUUGAACCGUUUGGAACAUUGUGACCAAAAAGAAAUUGGUUCAGGACCUGAAAAGUUGGUUCCCUCCCAGCUGGAACCAAAAUAUAGUUGGUUUUUUCCAGCACGAAACAUGUCAGUGGGUGUGUCUUUUUAGUUCGGCGAGGAAGCAGAGCGCAGUUGUGGAGACCGCAUUGGAAAAGGAUGCAUCUACUGAAGAAAAAUAUCUGAAAUAAUGGAACAAGCUCUGAGGUAAUCAGUGCGCACCACCAUCUUGCCAUGGCCCAAUGGUUAGAGAAGCAGCUUUGGGACUAAAUGUUUGCUGGUUCGAUUCCCUGAACCAGCAGGAAUGGCUGAAGUGCCCUUGAGCAAGGCACCGAACCCCCAACUGCUCUGGCAAGAGUGGUUGUGAUUUUAGCCAAAGAAGAACUGGUGUGAUUAUCAGUUCGGGUGGUGCCCUGCCUAAAAAACAAAAAUCUCGCGACUACUGUUUACUCCCAUUGUGAAUUGUGCCACGCUGUCUGUUCAUGACGCAUCUUCGAUGACAAAACGUGGGCUGGUUCGCUUUGCACAGAGAAUCCUGACCGGAGCCAGUUCAAGAACCCAUUGCCUGUUGGUCGAAAAGGGACAAAAGAGAGUUGACUUGAUGAUAAAGUACGAGUAAUCUAGAAAUACAAGUCCUCUGCCUCACAGAUCAAUCCAGGAACAACAGUCACUCGCUCAGAUACAGCUGUUCAGAGAUGUUUCUCAGCUUAUUGAAGGACAAACGUGUAUAUCCACAUGGUGUAGCGAUAUGAUUGGAAAAUGUAAUCCGAGUUAACAGGGUGCGAUAGAGUAGCUUCAGUGGGAUGGGUGAUGGAAAAUUACCGAUCAAGAUAGACGAGUUUCAAGGAUUUAACGGAAACGAGCCAAAACAAGUUGCGAGCGUUCCAAACAUCUCAGGUGGCAUAGCCAGGGCUGUGGGGACUGUAUGAAUGCAGUACUCCUGAUCAGCAUGCUCCCGUUUGCAGUCUCGGACCUUCACUUGAUUUAAAUUAAUCCUCCAUGGGUUCUGAGGCUUUUAAGGUUGCAGCCCUCAAGCUGUGGAAUUCUCUUCCUCAGAACCUUCAUGAUGGUACAUCCUUCCCCAAAUUCAAGUCUUCUCCCUUCUCUCUGUGCGAUCACUCACUGUUCCAUGCUUGAGCUCGUCUGCUGUCUUUAUGCCCAAGUUAACUGUGAUUGUGUUCCUUUUCCAUGUCUCUUGCGUUAUGGUUGACUUUUGUUUUGGGUUCUUUGGUAGCGCCAUUACUCGGCCAAACAUCCUUGGGUUGGUGAAAGAUGCUGUAUAAAUUAAACGUGCCUGGCAGCUCCAUCUUCAGCAUCCUUCUCCUAAAAUAUCCAUCAUCUCUCCUCCGCACAUGUCCAAACCGACUCGCUCGCCUCUCUUGGUUUGUCUCCAGACAUUCCAACCUGAGCUGUCCCUCAAACGUACCAAUUCCUAAUCCUGUCCAUCUUCAUUGCUCCCAUUGGAAAUCUCCAGCUCCUCCUCCAGUGCCACUGUCUCCAACCCAUAGAACGUAACUGGUCUCAUUCCCAUCUUGCAAAUGUUCCCCUUUGGUCACAAAUCACUCCUGAGAAUCUUCACUUUGAACACUUGACCACCUUCUUGCGUCCUCCCUUUCCUUCACAUUCCAUCUUGCUCCUAUUGACUUGGAUCACGAUGUCUUCUGCAAGCAUCAUCGUCCAUCCUUGAUGUCUCGCCACUCUUACUUCCAUCUCCGCCACUCCCGGCUUUCUCCAAGUCCACAAAGACCCAGCGCAACUCCUUCUGACCACCUCCGUCAACAUCCUCAAAGCAAACCUCACACAUUUCCUGGCACGAGUCCAUACUGCUGUUUGCUCAUCACCAUCUCUCUUCUUACCCGGGCUUCCAUUACUCUUUUAUAACUCCAUGCAGUGGCUGAUCUUGAGUUCCUCUGUAGUUACUCCAGUUCUGCACAUCACACGUAAUUCUUGAAAUUUUCUUCACUCCUUAGUCGUCGUCUCUUGUUCAAGGUGCGUUUUAUAUAUGUACUCCAGACCAGUAGGGGGCAGCAGAUCACCAGAAAGAUGGGGAUAAGCAAGGAAAUACACAGUCCUUCCUGGUUUGGUUUGGCUCCAAAGCCGAAGAUGACGCACUGUUCAGCAGAUGAGAUUAUUUUUUUAAUCAAGGAGCCUGUGUUUGGUCUGUUACUGCAGGAAGGAGCUUAAACUGUGCUCUCAUAUUAAAUUACCGUGUUUUUUUUUGUUAAUAAAUAAUGUAAACAUCUCCUAUGGAGUAAAGGUGUUUAGUUUCUUGAAGGAGGAAAAAGGCACUUUUUAAUUAAAAAGCCGUGGUUAUAGUUUACUCCUGGUUUAAUGAGGUGAUGUAUCUGUGUGCCGGAGGUGAUGGUCGUUGAUGUCCACGUUAACGUUCUUGUUUGUGGAUAUAUCAUACAAUAUCAUUAUAUUCUACACUUUCACACCUGUUGCACGCACGCGUGCCCUAGUGAUGCGUCUACACUAUUUUAAUUCAUGAUUUUUGUUAUUGCAGAUAUUUAGUUUCAUAUAGAUAUUUUAGAAACUGUCGUGCUGUUUUAACAUUUUCUAUACUCCGUCAGGUUAACUCCUUUUGCUUUAUUCUUUGUUUCAAAGCUUAUUUUUGUAAACUUUGAACGGAGAGAGAUUUUUUUUUUUUGAAAGGAAAUGUGAGUAUUGUGCGGAUAUUGUCAUGCUGUAUUAUCCUUUCUCUGUUUAAAAAAAAAAAGUCCUACAUCGUGCACGUGUAAGUGUUGGGUGUGUAAUGAUGUAUCGUAUCGUGUGAUGAUAAAUUGCAAUACAAAUGUAUGGUGAUUUUUGAAUUAACGGAAACAAAGUGAACAGUGAAUCAUCAAGCUGCCUAAUCUUAAUUUUUCCUUGCUGUAAUUGCAUUGUUUAGACAGCAGAGGGCACAAUAAUAUACAUUAUACGUACAAGACGAAAACGUGUUCUAUUCCCUCUAAGUGGGUUUCAUUCAUAUUUGGUUCGAUAGCAUGCAAUAUUGUUGGCAUAUCGCUUAUCCUACAUGUAUUGCGUCACUCUACCCAGUGGAGAAUGAGUGUCGAAUAUGGUUGACGAUAUUGCACGGUUGUCAAGACAAGUCACAUGUCAGAGAUGUAAAACUUCAUCUGUAAACAAACAUGGCUGCCAAGUUAGCUUCGUUAAACAUGGAAGAUGAGAGAAUUUUGAAAGACAAAGACGCGUCGAACAUCUGAAAGGAAUGUGUAUGUAUAAUUAAUUAUAUUGGUUGGUUUUUUAAAUUUUUUUAAUUAUUUUUAUUUUUUUUGUGGUCUGUGGAAUACAUCUGAUUCAGCUACUCGUCUUUGACUCGUUCAGCAUCAUGCUAGCUGAAUGGAAUAUAUCUGAUGGACCACAAAAAAAGUCAGCCAAUAUUAUUUAAUUAGUGGGAAAAAAUGUGACCUUCACUGUAUGUGGAAGUAACACAGCUCUAAUGCUGCGAAAACACACAAACGGAUCUAAAAUGUGAAAGAGCUGUUGAUUGUGUGCAGAUUUAACAAGAAAUCGGAGCUCUCUUUUUACAGACUGCUGAAAGAUAAAAGAAGCAAAUGGAGGAAAUACAAAUGUUCAGAAGUUUUUAAGAAGGAAUUUGUCUCCUUAAUAAAGAUAUUUUACUUGUGUUUCUCCAACCUGUACAAAUGUGGGAAUUUUGUUGGUAAAGAAUAGCAAAAUCAAUUUUGCUUUUUUUUUUUGUUUUUUUUGGGGGGGGUUUGUUUUUCCCCAAAAAAUAUAAUUGGGGGGGAAAUUGAAUCGUGAAUUGAACUGAAUCAUUACAUACCUAGUUAAGUAUAGCUCAUGUGAAUUGUGGGAACCUUUUUGAACUCUGCUCGAGUGACCUGAUUUGUAAAGGUUUUUGUUUGUGUGUAACUUUUAUAAUGGCAGGCUUUUACACUUGCAUUACAGAACUCCUGUACUUUGUCUACAGAAAUAAAUUUUAGACCAAA